Penicillium soppii is the source of this 1275-nucleotide messenger RNA. Its product is annotated as Zn(II)2Cys6 transcription factor domain-containing protein. Gene Ontology annotation, cellular component: nucleus. The transcript is spliced from 3 exons. NCBI's taxonomy places the organism in Eukaryota, Fungi, Ascomycota, Eurotiomycetes, Eurotiales, Aspergillaceae. Gene Ontology annotation, molecular function: zinc ion binding; RNA polymerase II cis-regulatory region sequence-specific DNA binding; DNA-binding transcription activator activity, RNA polymerase II-specific. Bases 1 to 1275 code for a protein of 424 amino acids. Gene Ontology annotation, biological process: regulation of transcription by RNA polymerase II. The record is from RefSeq and is a predicted model, not a curated record.
AUGCCUGAUUCAAAAACAAAAAUUCGCCCACAGCAAUCGUGUCUCAAGUGUCGCGAGCGCAAAGUGAAGUGCGACCGCUCGAUUCCUUGCCAUGCCUGUAUCAUCCGCGGCUUGGAAGCAGAAUGCAGCUAUACAGCGACCGCCGAAGAUCGCGCCCAUAUCAGUCAGGCGGACAUCAUUGAACGUCUUCGCCGCGAAGUCGCCCAGCUGCGGGGACGCUUGAAUCAGCCCCGCGAACCCUCCCAAACUAAGAGCUGGCGACAACAUCCUUAUGCGCCUGCGUCUGUGUCUGCGGAGUCAAGCUCCAGACGGGGCGGGAGAGGAAAUGACGGUCAAUAUUCGACUGGACUUGAGACGGAAGGGAGCUGGCGUGGGAGUUCGCCGUCCUCGUCUACGACUACCAUGACGAACUCGGUAACUGUUACGAGUCCUGAUAGUACGGGUAGCCCUUGUGAGCUAGGGGCGAGGUCAGUUUCCUCGCGGUCGGCUUCUGCUUCUGCUCCUGCUUCUGCUCCUGCGCCGGCGUCGGCGUCAGUAUCGGUAUCGGUCUCAGCUUAUCUUGUACCGACGGGGUAUGCGCCGCAGGUUGCGGAGUUCGAUCGGUCAAGUAAUGAUGCGGUCGCUUUUGGACAUGAUGCGAUAAUGCCCGGCUAUGGAAGCAUGGUCCUUGGGGACAUGUCCAGUACGGUCGCGAAGCAAGUACCAGUCCAGGGACCAACCAGUGAUGCGAUUUUAGGCAUGCACCCAGUAUACGACAGCACAAUGCCGCUCGACGGCAAACCUCUCCCAUACUAUCCCCAGAACACCAAAUACCCGGCGCCACUACCAACGCCAACUCCAACACAUUUCAAUGAACUUUCAAUAUCAAAUGAGGAGAAUCAAUGGGCAGGUGUAUACGGGAGUGCAGGCCAAAGCCAAUUUCCGAUUCAGCCCUAUACGUCUCAAUAUCUAUCUAUCAACACCUUCGCCAAUACCAAUGCAAACAUAAACCCCUAUGCAGAUGUACCUGUACCAACUUUGGCAGGCGAUACUUCAAGCCGUGCCAGUUCCAACUCCGACCGCCUCUCGCCAUCAAUCAUGAAUUCCAUCCCCAGCUCAUGGAAAGGGGAAGGCAAAAAGGCAGUUCUGCAAGCACUGCUAGAGACAAUCGGCAGCUGCGAUGAGCAUCAGGUUGCUCAAGUGAUCCAAGUGGUGCGGACGAGCCCGACGCCCGAAGAGGCAGUAUCAGGGAUAUGUCAGGUUUUGGGAUUGGGAAUGGGUGGUGACAGCUACUAG